UGUCACAACGACCUUGGUGUUGCUACCGCUAACGCAAUCGCUGGUAUAUGUGCUGGAGCAAGACAAGUUGACGUAACGGUCAACGGAAUAGGUGAGAGAAGUGGGAAUGCAGCACUUGAAGAGGUCGUAAUGUCUUUGAAACGUCGAGGGUCACACGUGAUGGAUGGUGUUUACACAAGAAUAGACAUACGCCAAAUUUUGGCUACUAGCAACAUGGUUCAAGAAUAUACUGGAUUGUAUAUUCAACCACAUAAACCCAUAGUUGGAGCCAACUGUAUCAUUCAUGAGAGCGGCAUUCACCAGGAUGGAAUGUUGAAAAAUUGGAGUGCAUAUGGAGUCCUAUCACCAGAAGAUGUCGAGGUUGUAAAAAACUGAAAAUUUCUUCAUUUUUAUUGGUUCUAUUUAAUAAAAGCUAUGUAUGUACCUGAUUGUUUAAUUGAGUUGUAAAUGUGCCACCGCACCGGGUCCAGUCCGUUGUUUCCAUAUUUUUUAAUAGAUAAGUCCGAC
Molecule: messenger RNA, 507 nt
Organism: Brassica oleracea var. oleracea
Lineage: Eukaryota; Viridiplantae; Streptophyta; Magnoliopsida; Brassicales; Brassicaceae
Product: methylthioalkylmalate synthase 3, chloroplastic-like
Exons: 5
Biological process (GO): L-leucine biosynthetic process
Cellular component (GO): chloroplast
Molecular function (GO): 2-isopropylmalate synthase activity
Source: RefSeq, a predicted model, not a curated record